Nicotiana tabacum (common tobacco) is the source of this 631-nucleotide messenger RNA. NCBI's taxonomy places the organism in Eukaryota, Viridiplantae, Streptophyta, Magnoliopsida, Solanales, Solanaceae. The record is from RefSeq and is a predicted model, not a curated record.
UAUACCCUGACCCCUGUUCAUCAUCUCUUCCCUCUCUCUCAUCAGAUAUAUACAGCAAAGCACAGCUUUUCUUCAAUCUGGAGCAAUCCUAGGGUUUCUCUCACACUCGGAACCUCAGCUUACAGCUACUUUGCCGUUCUAAGAUUCGGUGAAAAUUAUGUCACAGAACGGGAAAUUAAUGCCGAAUCUGGACCAGAACAGCACCAAGCUCCUCAACUUGACGGUUCUUCAGCGUAUCGAUCCUUUCAUUGAAGAGAUUCUUAUCACUGCUGCUCAUGUUACCUUCUACGAAUUCAACAUCGAUAACAGCCAAUGGAGUCGAAAGGAUGUGGAAGGAUCUCUAUUUGUUGUCAAGAGGAGUUCUCAACCGCGGUUUCAGUUUAUUGUUAUGAACCGAAGAAAUACAGAUAAUUUGGUGGAGGAUCUCCUGGGGGAUUUUGAGUAUGAGGUCCAGGUUCCAUAUUUGUUGUAUCGAAAUGCUUCCCAAGAAGUAAAUGGGAUAUGGUUUUAUAAUCAGCGUGAAUGUGAAGAAGUUGCAAAUCUCUUUGACAGGAUACUCGGUGCGUAUUCCAAGGUGCCUACCAAGUCAAAAGUACCACUGACANAUAUAUAUAUCCGUCAAAACGUAAAG